Molecule: messenger RNA, 1760 nt
Organism: Rubroshorea leprosula
Lineage: Eukaryota; Viridiplantae; Streptophyta; Magnoliopsida; Malvales; Dipterocarpaceae
Source: the annotation of a GenBank genome assembly
AUCCAUUCAGACUUGGAAAGCCGUGCUUCAUCGUUUCUCCCUUGAUUCCCAGAACUUCCCCCAAAUUUCCUAUUUCUUCCUCUUACUCAAUUCCGAUUUCAUUUUUCUCGAUUCGAUGGGUAUCGACGGAAAAGAUGAAGAAUCCGUCACCCAGUUGCCUGUCAAAUCCCGACUACGGUACAAUUCGCCCUUGGUCCAAGUGACCCUCAUUGGGGUGGUCUGUUUCUGUUGCCCUGGCAUGUUCAACGCACUGUCCGGAAUGGGUGGAGGCGGCCAGGUCGACCACACCGUUGCCAACAACGCCAACACCGCUCUCUACACCACUUUCGCCAUCUUCGGCAUCCUCGGUGGCGGGAUUUAUAAUGUCCUCGGACCCCAUCUCACCCUCGCCGCCGGUUGUAGUACCUACGUUCUCUAUGCCGGUUCCUUCCUUUACUAUAAUCACCAUAAGCACCAGGCCUUCGCUGUUGUUGCCGGUGCCCUUCUCGGUAUGGGCGCCGGACUCCUAUGGGCAGCUGAGGGCGCCAUCAUGACCUCAUACCCACCUCCGAAUCGUAAGGGAACCUACAUCGCCCUAUUCUGGAGCAUCUUCAACAUGGGCGGCGUCAUCGGAGGACUAAUUCCCUUCAUCCUCAAUUACCAUCGCUCCGAAGCGGUUUCCGUAAACGACGCCACAUACAUCGGAUUCAUGUGUUUCAUGACGGUGGGGACACUGCUUUCCCUCGCCAUUCUGCCGCCCAUUAAGGUAAUUCGCGAGGACGGGACUAGGUGUACCAACAUCAAAUACUCCAGUGCCUUCACGGAGGUGCGGGAGAUUAUCAAAUUGUUCCUCAAUUGGAAGAUGCUCCUCAUUGUCCCCGCCGCCUGGGCGAGCAAUUUCUUCUACACCUACCAAUUCAACAACGUAAACGCCCUCCUCUUCAAUCUCAGAACCAGAGGCCUAAACAAUGUCUUCUACUGGGGAGCGCAGAUGUUGGGUUCUGUUGCGAUUGGGUACAUAAUGGAUUUCAGUUUCAAGAGCAGGAGAAUGAGGGGUUUUGUUGGGAUUGCCGUUGUUACCGUGAUCGGCACCGGCAUCUGGGGCGGUGGUCUUGCAAAGCAGCUCACUUACUCAUUGAGUGACCUGCCUCAGCCGCUUGAUUUCAAGGAUUCUGGAAAAACUUUUGCAGGCCCCUUUGUCUUGUACUUCAGUUACGGAUUGCUGGAUGCCAUGUUCCAGAGCAUGGUUUAUUGGGUAAUCGGAGCCUUAGCUGAUGAUUCCGAGACACUCAGCAGAUACAGUGGAUUCUACAAGGGAAUACAGAGUGCAGGGGCAGCGGUUGCUUGGCAAGUAGACACCCACAAGGUUCGCCUACUUUCUCAGUUGAUAGUGAAUUGGUCGCUGAUGACUGUGAGUUAUCCAUUGUUGAUGCUUCUGGUGAUGCUGGCUGUUAAGGAUGAGAACAAAACUAAAGAAGAAACUCCCAAGGAUGUUUCUCUUUCGCCUACAGACGAAACCAGUAUUGCUAAGUAAACUCAGUAAUUAUCGAUUGCCUUCUAUUGAAUUUGCUUCCUCCCACAAUGGAUUCUGUAGCUUUUAGAUAAUUGGAAGUGCAUCCUUUUGAACUUGUCUUGCAUACGUUGAUACUGCGCCAUCCUUCAACCCAUUUGAAGAAAAUCAAAGUUCAAUGCUUUCUGAAGAAUGUUCUCUUCUCAUGUAGUACUAAAUUCAGUUCUAUGCAAGGUAAGUUGUCCACAACAAAUAUAAUUCUCUAGUACUC